Messenger RNA from Sinocyclocheilus anshuiensis, 1589 nucleotides. RefSeq names its product hydroxysteroid dehydrogenase-like protein 2. Gene Ontology annotation, cellular component: mitochondrion. The record is from RefSeq and is a predicted model, not a curated record. The transcript has 11 exons. NCBI's taxonomy places the organism in Eukaryota, Metazoa, Chordata, Actinopteri, Cypriniformes, Cyprinidae. The coding region runs from base 199 to 1452 and encodes 417 amino acids.
AAACAGUAGCGUGUUCAGGACCCCACCGGAAGUAGAGUGAAUGAUGGCUCGGUGGAAUCUGUGACUGGAGUAAAGGUCAGAUUCACAGCCAGCGUUUUCAUCUGGAGGUCUUUGGCUUGCUCAGUACGUGUUGAGUUUAAUGUUACACGCGUUGCUUCAGUAGUUCAUUCCGUUCCCAGACACAGUACAGGAGACACAAUGCUGCAGAACACAGGGAAGCUGGCAGGAUAUACCAUCUUCAUUACCGGAGCGAGUCGAGGUAUUGGCAAGGCCAUUGCUCUCAAAGCUGCGCGGGACGGAGCCAAUGUGGUCAUCGCUGCCAAAACCACUGAUCCUCACCCCAAACUGCCGGGCACCAUCUACACAGCUGCUGCAGAGAUUGAAGCUGCUGGAGGCAAAGCACUGCCGUGCAUCGUAGACGUCCGUGAUGAGAAGCAGAUCAAUGAUGCUGUUGGAAAAGCUGUGGAGAAAUUUGGAGGGAUUGACAUAUUGGUCAACAAUGCCAGUGCCAUCAAUUUAACAGGAACUCUGGAAACUCCAAUGAAGAAAGUCGACCUUAUGCUAGGCAUCAAUCUCAGGGGAACGUACCUGACGUCUAAACUGUGCAUUCCACAUCUUCUGAAGAGCAAGAACCCUCACAUACUUAACCUCAGCCCACCUCUAAACCUCAAUCCCAUCUGGUUCAAAAACCACACAGCGUACACCAUGGCAAAGUAUGGCAUGUCCAUGUGUGUACUUGGAAUGGCCGAAGAGUUCAAGGGAUCUAUCGCUGUUAAUGCCUUAUGGCCCAAGACAGCCAUCCAGACGGCGGCCAUGGACAUGUUGGGUGGUUCUGGGAUUGAUAAACAGUGCAGGAAGGUGGAGAUUGUGGCUGAUGCAGCCUACGCUAUCUUUAAACAACCCACCAGCUUCACAGGACAGUUUGUCAUUGAUGAGGACGUUCUCAAAAAGGAGGGCAUUAAGGACUUUGAUGUGUAUGCUGUUGAGCCAGGUCAUCCAUUGCUUCCUGACUUUUUCUUGGAUCAACAGCCAGAGAAUCUAGCCAGGCAGAUGGAGGAGCAUGGUGCCACUCCAGUUUACAAAAGUGGAAAAACCAGUGCAGAUUCUGCCGCCACGGGACCGGUUUCUGACAUGUUCAACAUAAUCAGAGGAAUUCUCAGUCCAGAUAUAGUAAAAACCACACAAGGAGUGUACAGAUUCGAUUUAUCAGGUGAUCAUGCUGGAGUCUGGUACAUUGAUCUGAAGAACGAUGCAGGAAGUGCUGGCAGUGGGGAGCCACCUGUCAAAGCUGAUGUUGUCAUGACGUUGGACAGUUCAGAUUUCAUCAAGAUGUUCGGAGGGAAAUUAAAGCCCACUAUGGCGUUCAUGUCUGGAAAGCUGAAGAUUAAGGGUGACAUGAGCCUUGCCAUCAAACUGGAGAAGAUGAUGGGCAUGAUGAAGUCUAAGCUGUGAUAUGAUCACUCACUCUACCGUCUCCUGCCUUACAUGAUGUACAUGAUCUCUUUUCUAAAUCAUUGUUUGCAUUAAACCCUUUGCUCAUAAUUUGUUCCGCUGAUACUAAUUUUAAUAAAGGAUUUUCCUUUAUGCUU